GAUUUCGGCAAAAUUGUACACGUUUUUUGUGCCAAGUGCAUUAAUUUUAUUGAACGUUGUUCACUAUUUGUUGCAAACUCUGAAAUCAUAAGUGCUUAAACGUAUCAAUAUGGCGCUCACAUCACGCUUCUAUUUAGAAAAAUAUCCGGAGGUAGAAGAUGUCGUCAUGGUGAAUGUGCUUUCUAUUGCCGAAAUGGGCGCUUACGUACAUCUGCUGGAAUACAACAACAUUGAGGGCAUGAUAUUACUUUCGGAGUUGUCACGUCGUCGUAUUCGCUCUAUCAACAAAUUGAUUCGUGUGGGCAAAACUGAGCCAGUUGUUGUCAUACGUGUGGAUAAAGAGAAGGGCUACAUAGAUUUGUCCAAGCGUCGGGUGUCGCCCGAAGAUGUGGAGAAAUGCACUGAACGCUUCGCCAAAGCAAAAGCCAUUAACUCGUUGUUGCGCCAUGUGGCCGACAUAUUGGGCUACGACAGCAGCGAAAAGCUCGAAGAGCUGUAUCAAAAGACGGCCUGGUAUUUCGAAAAGAAAUACAACAGUAAAACUGUCGCGUACGACAUAUUUAAGCAGUCUGUGACGGACCCGUCCGUUUUUGACGAAUGCAACUUGGAUGCCGAUACUAAGGAGGUGUUGCUCAGCAACAUUAAACGUAAGCUCGUGUCGCCGACUGUCAAAAUACGUGCUGACAUCGAAUGUUCCUGCUAUGGCUAUGAGGGCAUCGAUGCUGUGAAAGCGUCGCUAACUAAAGGUCUAGAGUUGAGCACAGAGGAGCUGCCGAUACGGAUCAAUUUGAUAGCGCCACCGCUAUAUGUGAUGACAACCGCCACCACGAAGAAGACAGAGGGUCUUAAGGCACUGGAGGUGGCCAUUGAGAACAUACGCGCCAAGAUAAUCGAAUACGAUGGCGAGUUCAAGGUAGUCAUGGCACCCAAACUUGUUACUGCCAUUGAUGAGGCUGAUUUGGCCCGUCGCCUGGAGCGAGCCGAGGCUGAGAACGCUCAGGUCGCUGGCGACGACGAUGAAGAGGAUGCUGCUGAUCAGGAAGGCAUGCAGUUCGAUCCCGAGCAGGAGUUCAAUCAUAAAAACUCGUCACGCCGCCUGGAUGACGAAGAAGAUGACGAGGAAUAGUCAAUAAUAGUACAGAUGGCUAUUUCACAACAACAAACACUACUACAACAGCAACUGCAAAUCGUAUGCAUUUGUACAUAAAUAUGUAUGAGGAAACAAUAGAGAACAACUAACUAGCAGUCUGGCCUGCUCCCUUUGCGCAAUGCGAAAACACUUUUAUACCUUUCACUCCAGCUGCCCCGUACCCCCGCCACUCCAAAAACCAUCUACGCGACCAGGGGAACUGAUUCACAUACUAGCUGAAGAUAAGAUUGUUUUUUUUUUUGGUGUAAUUUAAAUUAAACUUCGUUAAUGAGAACCGAAUCACCGGCCCAUGGAUAUAUGUAUAUAUGUAUGUGUCGCAGGCUCGCAUUUGUGAAAGCCACAUAAUUGAUACAUUUUAUAAUAAUAGUAAACAAUAAAAUACAAAAACUUGUUGGAAAUUUGUAAAUUCCACAUCGAAAUCCAAA
Scaptodrosophila lebanonensis is the source of this 1575-nucleotide messenger RNA. RefSeq names its product eukaryotic translation initiation factor 2 subunit 1 (gene eIF2alpha). Gene Ontology annotation, molecular function: RNA binding; ribosome binding; translation initiation factor activity. The record is from RefSeq and is a predicted model, not a curated record. The transcript has 2 exons. Bases 110 to 1126 code for a protein of 338 amino acids. NCBI's taxonomy places the organism in Eukaryota, Metazoa, Arthropoda, Insecta, Diptera, Drosophilidae. Gene Ontology annotation, cellular component: eukaryotic translation initiation factor 2 complex; eukaryotic translation initiation factor 2B complex; multi-eIF complex.